UGGCAUGUGAGGACCCCGGGAGCAGCGGAGCCGCGAUCCUGAGCUGCCCUCCAGUCGGUGGAGAGACUGACGACUCUUUCCAGUGAUAAAUCCUAGUAGUACUGUCGACCUCCUUGGAGACCUUUACCGUCAUAUGUCAGGGAUUCAACUUGAAUAAUUUCAACAGUCAGUUGGCAACGCUGCUCUAGCUGAUAAACCAAGAAUGAGACUUCGGGUCUUGGCGAUCCUAACAGUUCUUAUACAUUUCACAGCAGCUUCAAUCAGCAGAUCAUCUGCGGGUAUGGAAAAUGAGGCUUUGCUUGUGAGUUGUCCUAGAGAAGGAAGCUCUGAAUACCCUGUGGAGUGGUAUUACUCAAACACCAACCGAAGUGUCACCACCCAGAAAGGAAAUCGUGUGUUUGCUGGAGGGGAAUAUCUUAAGCUUCUCCCAGCCAAAGUUGAGGAUUCUGGAGUUUAUACUUGCAUUGUCAGAAGUUCUACCUUCGUUAAGACUGGACAUAUGAAUGUCACCAUAUAUAAGAAACAACCAGGUUGCAAAAUUCCAAGUGGCCUGAUAUAUUCAAAAAUCUCUGGUUCAGAAAAAAAUUCCAAAAUAUAUUGUCCUACCAUUAAGCGCUACAAUUGGACAGCACCUGUUGAGUGGUUUAAGAAUUGUAAAGUUCUUCAAGGAUCAAGGUACUUCAUACAAGAGGCUUAUUUGCUAAUUGACAAUGCAACUAACGAGGACACGGGUGAUUAUACAUGCAAAUUUAUGCACAAUGAAAAUGGAGUCAGUUACAGUGUGACAGCAACCAGAUCGUUCGCCUUUCACAGUGACGAAGGCUUUUCAUUGUUUCCUGAAAUAAUAGCACCUACACAAAACGAGACCCGGGACGUGGAAGUCGGGAAAGCAGUGAACAUCACUUGCUCCGCUUGCUUUGGGAAAGGCUCGCAGUUCAUGACCACCGUCCUGUGGCAGGUUAACGGGACCAACGUUAGGAACGUUAGUGAAGCAAGAAUUUGGCAGGAGCAAGAGCAAAAUCAAAGUUCCAGCAGUGCGUUGACCUGCCGGAGCGCCAUUCUGCGGAUAGUGGAUGUGAGAGAGGAGGAUUUGUUGCUGAGGUACGACUGUAAGGCCGUGAACCUCCAUGGCGUGAGACACCGCUCGCUAAGACUCAGGAGGAAAAAGCCAAUUGAUCGUCAAAGCACCUACUACAUGCUUGCUGGAUUUGGCAUAUUGUUAAUGCUAAUUAAUAUCAUGAUGAUCAUGCUGAAGGUGUUCUGGAUUGAGGUUAUCCUUCUCUGGAGGGACGUAGCGAGGCCUUACAAAGCCAGGAACGAUGGAAAGAUCUAUGACGCUUAUGUUAUCUACCCACGGACCCACAAGGAUAGUCCAGAGGGGACCUGUUCUGUGGAGUACUUUGUUCACCAGGUUCUGCCUGACGUUCUUGAAAAUAAAUGUGGCUACAGCUUAUGCAUUUAUGGGCGAGAUCUGCUACCUGGAGAAGACGUGGCCACGGCGGUGGAGACCAACAUCCGAAAGAGCCGGCGGCACAUUUUCGUCCUGGCGCCCGGGGGGGUGCACAGCGAGGAGCUGGCCUACGAGCAGGAGGUGGCGCUGCACAGUGCCCUGGUGCAGGGCGACGCCAAGGCCAUCCUCAUCGAGGUGCAGGCUCCUGGGGGCCUGCAGCUCGCCGGGCUCCCCCGGUCCCUGCAGCACCUGGUGCAAGUCCAGGGCACCAUCAAGUGGCGGGAGGACCACGUGGCCAACAAGCGGUCCCUGAAUUCCAGGUUCUGGAAGCACGUGCGGUACCACAUGCCGGUGCCCAGCAAGCCUCCCUGCAAGACGGCCCUCUUGGCUCCCUGAAUGGCCGUCCUGAUGUGCAUGUGCGCAUGCGCUGG
This is a messenger RNA of Myotis davidii, 1881 nucleotides long. It is a transcript of the gene IL33R, whose product is annotated as interleukin 1 receptor like 1. Bases 203 to 1846 code for a protein of 547 amino acids. Gene Ontology annotation, molecular function: interleukin-33 binding; interleukin-1 receptor activity; interleukin-33 receptor activity. The record is from RefSeq and is a predicted model, not a curated record. The transcript has 11 exons. Gene Ontology annotation, biological process: signal transduction. NCBI's taxonomy places the organism in Eukaryota, Metazoa, Chordata, Mammalia, Chiroptera, Vespertilionidae.